Molecule: messenger RNA, 1259 nt
Organism: Drosophila grimshawi
Lineage: Eukaryota; Metazoa; Arthropoda; Insecta; Diptera; Drosophilidae
Product: transcription factor Ouib
Exons: 5
Coding region: 94-1110 (338 amino acids)
Biological process (GO): regulation of transcription by RNA polymerase II; central nervous system development
Cellular component (GO): nucleus
Molecular function (GO): DNA-binding transcription factor activity, RNA polymerase II-specific; RNA polymerase II cis-regulatory region sequence-specific DNA binding; zinc ion binding
Source: RefSeq, a predicted model, not a curated record
UUUAAAUUCGAAAAAUACGAAAUUCAUUUUGCACCGAUAUUUGGUUGGCACAAACAUCCUUAAAGGUAGCAAGUGAAAUUGAAUUCGUUAAGAAUGGCUACAACGGAGCUGGUAAUGGAUAUAGCAACCGUGUGUCGGAUUUGCCUGCAGGACAGCGAUACGCACAUGGUCUCCAUCUACGAGCGCGACGAGGAGCAACGCGGUGUCUCCAUUUGCGAGAAAAUUGAAAACUGUAGCGGCAUCAAGAUAGUUCGUACCACAGAGCUGCCCACCCGCAUCUGCCUGAAAUGUCGUGCCUUUUUAACGCUGGCCCACAAAUUCCGACAGAUCUGUCGGCACUCCGACGAUUUCUUGCGCGAAUACAUUUGCAAGGAACUGGCCGACGAUGAUGAUGAUGAGGAGGAGGAGGAGCAGCAGCAGCUGUUGAAGGAAGCGCAACCAGCACGUAAAUACGAGAAACCGGAGGUGGAGGUGCUGGAGGACGGCAUUUGGAGCUAUGACGAACUAAUUGAACAAGUGCCAGCUGUCGAUGUAACUGAAGUGACCACAAGUCUCAUGGCGGUGCCAGCCGACGACGCUAUUGCCACACCCAUUGUUGGUGGCAAGCCACAUGUCUGCAACAUCUGUGGCAAUAGCUAUCCACGCAAGAGUACGCUGGACACGCACAUGCGGCGGCACAACAAUGAGCGACCAUAUGAGUGCGAAAUCUGCCACAAGUCUUUCCAUGUCAACUAUCAGCUAAUGCGGCACAUUCGACAGCACACUGGAGCCCGGCCCUACAGUUGCGAGAACUGCCAGCGCAGUUUCACUGAUCGCACAUCUCUUGUGAAGCAUGAACGUACACAUCGCAAUGAACGUCCCUAUGCAUGUGGCACCUGUGGCAAGUCGUUUACGUAUGCCAAUGUGCUCAAGGUGCACUAUAAGACGCACACCGGUGAGAAGCCGCACACGUGCAGACUGUGCAACAAAAGCUUUGCUCGCAAUCACAAUCUGAUUGCACAUCUGCAGACUCAACAGCAUAUCAACGAUCCCCGCACAGCUGCCUAUCUACAUACGCUCAAAGCAGUCAGCGCAGGCAGUGGUGUGGCAAGUAAAAUAAGUAACUGUUAAAUAUGUUUGUGUUGAAUACAAUAUGUUUAGUGGUAGCUCAAUAACUAAACCGCUUAAUAUUAAGCUAAAUUUAUUCCGCAUAACGAUGGUCUAUUUGCAAUCAAGCAACUAUAUUUAAAUACGAUUGAAAUAAUUUAUACGAUUUGAUC